AUCUUGAACAAACACAGCAGUUUUAGCAUGGAGUGGAAAGGAAGGUUGCUGGUCCAGUUGUUGCUGUUAGUUUGUGUGUUGGAGGUCAGUCUUUGCCAGCACUGGUCAUACGGUUGGCUUCCCGGUGGAAAAAGAAGCGUUGGUGAAAUGGAGGCAACAUUCAGGAUGUUGGAUCCUGGUGACACAGUGCUGUCUAUUCCUGCUGAUUCUCCAAUGGAGCAGCUUUCACCAAUACACAUAGUGAAUGAGGUGGAUGCUGAAGGUUUGCCUCUGAAAGGACAAAGAUUUCCAGACAGACGGGGAAGAGUGUAAAAAUAUAAAUGAUGAAGCUGAUAUGAGUAUGAAUUUUAUUCCAUAGGAGAGCAUGUUUUUGGACUCCUAAUGAAAUAUCCUCCAAAUUAUGGAUUUAAUAAAUACACUUCACUGAAGGAAC
Danio rerio (zebrafish) is the source of this 433-nucleotide messenger RNA. It is a transcript of the gene gnrh3, whose product is annotated as gonadotropin-releasing hormone 3. NCBI's taxonomy places the organism in Eukaryota, Metazoa, Chordata, Actinopteri, Cypriniformes, Danionidae. Gene Ontology annotation, molecular function: hormone activity. The record is from RefSeq and is marked validated. Gene Ontology annotation, biological process: signal transduction. Gene Ontology annotation, cellular component: extracellular region.